Molecule: messenger RNA, 2321 nt
Organism: Capsicum annuum
Lineage: Eukaryota; Viridiplantae; Streptophyta; Magnoliopsida; Solanales; Solanaceae
Exons: 2
Coding region: 1235-1738 (167 amino acids)
Source: RefSeq, a predicted model, not a curated record
AAAAUUUGAAGUCAAUUGAGAACUUCCAUUAAAAAUGGAGUAAUAGUAUUUAUUAUUAUUAUUAUUAUUAUUAUUAUUAUUAUUAUUAUUAUUAUUAUUAUUAUUAUUAUUAUUAUUAUUAUUAUUAUUCUGAUCCUACUUUUUGCUUAUGGCAUAGUUGGUUUUGCAUAUUUCUUUAUUGUGAAAUUUGUUUUGACAAAUUUUCUUUGUGACCCUUUUUUUCAUAACACUUUAAAGAGCUCAAGUUGCUACUUUCUCCGGGUAAAUUUCCAAUAAUAGAUUUAUAAAGUUUCAAUUUUUAUGUUUUUUUUUUUUCCAAUUUUUGGUGUACCUGUUAUAUAAUCUUGCAUAGUACUUGGGAUACAUGUAUGCGGUACCUGUAUUAGAGCGCGACUAAGUACUUAUUAAUAUUUCAUAUUCAGAGCUCGAACCUAAGUUUAUGUUUUUUGUGGAGUUUGUUUAGCAGUCUUUCUUUGUGACCCUUUUUUUUUUUUUUUAGAACACUUUAAAGAAGUCAAUUUGCUACUUUUCUUGGUAAAUUUUCAAUAAUAGAUAGAUCUGUCUAUUCAUUUUACUUUAUAAAGUUUCAAUUUUUAUGUGUUUUUUUCCCAAUUUGUUGGGAUUCAGGUGUCCGGUACCUAUAUUGGAGCGCGGGGAAUACUCAUUAAUCUUACAUAGUAGUAGUAUUUUUCACAGUUUCUUGUUUCAAUAAGUUUAGAUCUGUAUAUUCAUUUGACUAUAUAAAGUUUCAAUUUUUAGGUGUUACUUGUUUGCUAAUUUUGGUGUUCCUCUUAUAAUCUUACAUUGUAUUUUUGGUUUGCCGGUGUCUGGUAUCAGCAUUAGAGCGCGACUAAAUAGGGAUUAAGAUUUCAUACCCAGAGCUCGAACCUGAAGUUUCUGUUUUUUGUGGGGUUUGUUUGACAAUCUUUCUUUUUGACCCUUUUGUUAUAACGCUUUUAUGAGCUUAAUUUGCUACUUCUCAUGGUGAAUUUCGAGUCAUAAUCGUAUUAAUAACUUUGAUAUCAGUAAUCUUUUUCAUUAGUUUCUCGUUGGGUUCCUAAGUCUAGUGCGUUGUGGUUACUCACUUUAGAGGCGGACUUAGAAUUUUAAGUUGGUAAAGUUGCUGCUAUGUGACCAGGAGGUCACGGGUUCAAGCCUUGGAAACAGCCUCUGGUAGAAAUGCAAGGUUCUAACUAAACAUCUGCUACAUCAAGUCGAGAAAAUUUGAAAAAUCAUGGCGCAGACAUUAGAAGCCAUCAAGGGUGGUGGAGGUUCGAUUAAAGUGGGAACUACUGGGAAAGUCAGCACCUUGAUGUCGAAAGAAUUAGAUUCCAAAAAACCGUCUUCUCAGACGCCAUCAUCGUCUAGGAAUAAAUCUCCCACAGUUUGCGGUUUCAUUGCCGGUAGCGCGAUUAGUCCAAAGCGAAUGAAGCCGAGAACAUCAAGCGACGAAGCGAGCAGCAGCGGAACAACAUGUAAGCAUAGCAAUAAAAGCCCUGAAUCGUUAAGGAAGACGAAACACAACAGCAGAAAAACACAUCAAAUUCCAAUACUAGAAUCAGAAAACAUGUCGGUAGAUGGAACUCCUAUUAGCCAGCUGAAAACUGACAGAAAGGGACAUUACAAGGUGGAAAUCGUCGACGUAAAAUGCAAAAGUAUGGACAGAACUUGGGCUAUUCCUAUAAAAAAUAGCCUAAAGAAGCUCGGUUUCACAAAGCUAUCGGAGAGCUCGGUCUAACUCUAUGUUGCUCGGACUCUUCAAAAAUGUCAGCAGGUGCACGUCGGAUUCGCCAAAAGUAGUGUAUUUUCGGAGAAUCCUACACGUUGUGGCAUCAAAAGUGAAGAGUCCGCGCAACAUCAGCCUUUAGAUUCGUGUAAGUGAAUCUCGAAAUAGCAGCUGGUGUAUUACAUUCUGCAACUUCUACCAUUGAACACAGGCUAGGCAUCAUCAGCUUACUAGUCCUCCUUUUCUUUUCGGGAUCGGCGACGAACGCAACUUGACGUGGCUUAUGAACUAUGUUACUCAGACUCCUCAAAAAUGUCGGCGGACGUUGCAUGUCAGAUCCUCCAAAAGUAGUGUGCAACAUUUUCGGAGAGUCCGAGCAACAGACUUUGUGAUGGUUUAGCUGUAGCUUAUUGAAGUACUCGAUUUCACGCAACACGAGCGAUCCAACGGUCCCUCUGCUGCCUAUUUCAACAAGAGGAUUAUUUGUAGCAUUCUUCUCAGUAUACUCAGAUUUUUGCAUUAUAUGUGGAACAAUUAUACUAUAAGGUCGAAAAUUAAGUGUUUUUUAUGAAAUGUGAAUUGGUUAUUUUGGUUA